Molecule: messenger RNA, 2820 nt
Organism: Lottia gigantea (owl limpet)
Lineage: Eukaryota; Metazoa; Mollusca; Gastropoda; Lottiidae
Exons: 17
Coding region: 1-2820 (939 amino acids)
Biological process (GO): proteolysis
Molecular function (GO): metalloendopeptidase activity
Source: RefSeq, a predicted model, not a curated record
AUGCAUUCUGUGAUAUUUUUGUUAUGUUUUUCUACAGUAUUCUCAUUAACUCCAGAAACAGCACAUAUCCAUAUCAACCAACAGAUUUACAAUUGUCGCCUACCAGAUAUAUUACCUAUACAAAUACAUAUAGAAGAUCAACAUAUAGACUGUGAUUUGCAGAAAAACUCCGAUGUUGGUACAGAUGUACCUAUGUUUACCCUCCAGUCUUCCCCUAGUGGUCAACCAGUUGUUGUUCCUGAACAGUCCCAAACUUCUGAGUCAAAUAAUACAGCAUAUCAAAAUACAGAGAAAAAUAUAGCAUUAGUAUUAAAGUGUUCAAUAUUAAACGAUGGUGUAUCUUCUUUAACAUUAGAAGGUUCAAUAACCUUUGACGGUAAAGAAUAUAUUAUUACCAAAUCACAUCGACAUCGUCGACAAGCCAAUGAUUCAGCAGACGAAGAAUACAUUUUACAUAAACAGAAAGAUCUACCUCAACUCCAUCAUGAUUUUAAAGAAGCUUCAGAUUAUAUGGUGACUCGGAAAGAAGUCGAUCCUUUUAGAAAGGGUUAUCUCCCCCUUGCUGUAUCUGCUCCUAGAUUUAAAAGAGCUACAACUACGUAUAAUAUAGAUGUUGUCAUGGUGAUAGAUUACUCAAUUUAUAGUUUUUGGUAUCUCAAAAGUAAAAGUGUUGAUAGAAAGAGGGAUGCUUUGAAUAACAUCAGAUUAUAUUAUGCCAUUGUGGCCAAUGGAAUGAAUUUAAGAUAUAAGAGUAUAGAAGCUGAUUUUGCCAUAAAUGUUCGAUUAUCUAGUUUGAUUAUAGCAGAGACCCCGGGUACAGCCAGUUGGACAGAGAACGUGAGACAAACCCAGGUUCCUCGUGAUGAAGUUGAUUCUGAUAUAGUGUUAGAAUCAUUUAAAGAUUGGGUUGGUUCAGCUGACAGCCUACCUCAAUAUGAUCACAUGAUGUUAUUAACACGGUAUAAUUUGUAUUCUGAAACUGGUGGUAUUCGAUCUAACUCUACUGCUGGUUUGGCAUUUAUUGGAGCAAUCUGUGAUACAAGGGGACAAGCUACAUCAGUAGUAGAAGAUGAAGGAGGGUAUCAGUGUACUGAAACAGCUGCUCACGAACUGGGUCACAGUCUUGGAGCCAAACAUGAUGGUAUGAGUAUAAUGUGUAGUGAUUCUGACAGAUAUAUUAUGACAGCCGGAAGUUACAGAUCAACACCUCAAACCAAAACAAACCCAUGGAAAUUUUCAUCCUGCUCUAUUGAAUACUUUAGAGAUCGUUUAGCUCGGGUUGCCAGGACUAGCCGUGGUAGACAAUGUUUAUACAACUCUAUCAGCAAGAGCAGCAACAUACCGGAAGUGAGUAAAACAUUACCAGGACAACUCCAUACUCCAGAUCAGAUCUGUCAACAGAUUUAUGGUCCAGCGUCUAGAAUGUGCAAGGGAGUAGAAUUCGGUAAACUCGAUGACAUUUGUACAUCAUUGUUCUGUUUGGAUCCCUAUUCUGAUGGUUCCUGCUACAAACAGGUCGCUCCAAGAGGGUUAUCGUGCGGUAAUAACAAGUGGUGUAUAGACGGAGAAUGUAAAGCUGAUUUCAGAGCACCAGAUUUAGACGAAACGUGUCCAUUUGGUAAUGUGGUUGGAACAGCCUUCAAUGGAUCAACUUGCGAGCAAUUCGUUAGUGGUUACCCAGCCUAUUGUUAUCAAGAAUUAGUUAAAGGGAGAUGCUGUCAAACUUGUUCAAAACAUUAUAUUGGAGUUUACGGUUGUGAAUAUGGUGAUAAAGGUUAUGGCUGUAACAGACUUGGUUGUGGUCGGAGAGAUACAAGGGGAGGUAAUUACAGUGCUACAUGUUGUGGUACCUGUAAUUAUAGAAUAGAAGUACCAGGCGGUAUUAAAACGACCACACGACAGACCUUACCACCCCGUACACAACCACCUCAACCUACUACUAGUCAAACUCAACCGCCUGCAACCUGUGUAGAUGUAUCAAAUAAUGUAGUUGGUGAUUCCACGUGUCAAGAGUUGGUUCCAGUUAGUCCGGAAUUAUGUUACCAUUCCUUCAUAUCAACAUCAUGCUGUCGAUCUUGUCAACUAGUCAAAACCAACAACCCUUAUUGUCCAUAUGGAGAUUCAAAUACCGCUUGCAAUAAAGGAUGGUGUGGCACACAAUUGGCAAAUGGAUCCUACUAUGACGAGAAAUGUUGCCAAACUUGUAAAUAUAAUGGUACCCCCCCUACCCGACCAACUUUUACGUCCACAACUUUAACUUCGUCUACCACAACGUCAACAACCCCAUCACCAACAUCAUCCACGACUGCUCCAACAUCUUCAACUACUCCGUCGACCACUACGACCACUACGACUCCAUCCACCACUACGACCACUACGACUCCAUCCACCACUACCACGGCUCCGGCUACCACUACGACUCCAUCUACUAAAACGAUUCCAUCUCCUACAACAUCUACUACUGUAGCACCCACCACAAAUAGCCCAUGUAAACCAAUUUCGGAGGAUCAAAUGAACUCUUGUCGAGAACUCAUAGCAUCGGAAGGCAUCCAUUCGUGUUAUAAUACAUCAAUUCAAGAAUUUUGUUGUCAAUCAUGUCUUGAAAAGGCUAAAUCGAUUAAAGCUUGUGAAUAUGGAGAUAAAAGUCCAGAAAACUGCAUGAGAAGAAUCAAUCUUGGUCAAUCUUGUGCUAACUUAACCAGCGAAUGUUGUGAGAGCUGCAAGAAUUACUUCGUUUCAGACAAUAAUUCCCCAGUUCUAACUUUAUCCUGGACAAUGUUAGUUCUUUUAAUGUGUUCAGUUUUAUAUGUAACAUUUUAA